Sardina pilchardus (European sardine) is the source of this 2728-nucleotide messenger RNA. Its product is annotated as calpain-2 catalytic subunit-like. Gene Ontology annotation, cellular component: cytoplasm. Gene Ontology annotation, molecular function: calcium ion binding; calcium-dependent cysteine-type endopeptidase activity. Gene Ontology annotation, biological process: proteolysis. The record is from RefSeq and is a predicted model, not a curated record. The coding region runs from base 193 to 2289 and encodes 698 amino acids. The transcript is spliced from 21 exons. NCBI's taxonomy places the organism in Eukaryota, Metazoa, Chordata, Actinopteri, Clupeiformes, Clupeidae.
CCCCUCCUGGGGCGGAGAGAAAGAAAGGGAGUAUUUUUAAGUUAACUCGCACCAGACUUUUCUCUCCACAUCUUGCCUGGUGCUUGUAACCUAGUUUUCGUUGCGCGGAGGACGUCGCAGGCUCGCGUUAUCGUCGUGAGGGAGUGAAAAGAGGGACUUCGCAAAAGUUUUCACCCCCUGAAAACGAACACUAUGGCUGGGGUGGCAUCGAACCUGGCCAAGAAGCGCGCGUUGGCAGCGGGAUUUGGGACGAACAGUAACGCCGUGAAGUACUUGAAUCAGGAUUAUGAAGCGCUGCGCAACCAGUGUUUGAGUCAGGGCAGACUUUUCACGGAUCCAACUUUCGCGGCCGCACCCGAGACUUUGGGUUUUAACGAGCUCGGGCCCAGUUCGUCCAAGACCAGAGGAGUUGUGUGGAAAAGACCAGGAGAGCUAUGUUCCAGUCCAGAGUUCAUUGUGGGCGGAGCCACCAGGACGGACAUCUGCCAGGGAGCUCUAGGUGACUGCUGGCUGUUGGCAGCUAUCGCCUCUCUGACGCUCAACGAAGAUGUCAUGGCCAGGGUGGUGCCUCAGGACCAGAGCUUUGGAGACGGAUACGCCGGAAUUUUCCACUUCCAGUUCUGGCAGUUUGGUGAGUGGACGGAUGUUGUCAUUGAUGACCGGUUGCCGGUGAAGGACGGCGAGCUGAUGUUCGUGCACUCAGCAGAGGGCUCUGAGUUCUGGAGCGCCCUACUGGAGAAGGCCUACGCCAAGGUGAACGGCUGCUAUGAGGCGCUGUCCGGCGGCUCCACCACGGAGGGCUUCGAGGACUUCACCGGGGGCAUCGCCGAGCAGUACGACCUCAGGAAAGCCCCGUCCAACAUGUUCUACAUCAUCAAGAAGGCUCUGGAGUCCGGCGCACUGCUGGGGUGCUCCAUAGAUAUCACCAGCGCUGCAGACUCUGAAGCCGUUACUCGUCAGAAGCUGGUGAAAGGCCACGCCUACUCCCUCACAGGGGCCGUGGAGGUGAACUACCGUGGUCGGAAGGAGAAGCUGGUGCGCAUGCGUAACCCCUGGGGUCAGGUGGAGUGGACCGGGGCCUGGAGCGAUGGGUCCUCUGAGUGGAACAAUGUGGACCCCUCAGAACGGCCCAAUGCCAACAAAGAGGACGGAGAGUUCUGGAUGUCGUUCUCAGAGUUCCUGCGCCACUGGUCGCGUAUUGAGAUCUGCACUUUGACCCCUGACACCAUCACCAGUGACGAUGUCAAGCACUGGAGCGUCUGCAACUACGACGGCAACUGGAGGAAAGGGUCCACUGCAGGGGGCUGCAGAAACCACCCCUACACGUUCUGGAUGAACCCCCAGUUUGUGCUCAAGCUGGACGAGGAGGACGACGACCCCGACGACGGCGUGGACGGCUGCAGCUUCCUGGUGGGCCUCAUCCAGAAGAACCGCCGACGCCUGCGCAAGCAGGGAGAGGACAUGCACACCAUCGGCUUCGCCAUCUACGAGGUCCCUCCCCAGUUCCGUGGGCAGCGUGAGGUUCACCUGGACAAGAACUUCUUUGUGACACACGCUUCGGCCGCGCGCUCCGAGACCUUCGUCAACCUGCGUGAGGUCAGCAACCGCUUCCGCCUGCCGCCCGGCGAGUACCUGAUCGUGCCCUCGACCUUCGACCCCCACCUCAACGGAGACUUCUGCCUGCGCGUCUUCUCCGAGAAGCAGAGCGAAACAAAACCCUGUGAUGAUCCAGUUGAUGCAACUUUGGACGACGAGACAACGGCGGACGAGGAUGUGGACGCUAAUUUCAGAGCCCUGUUCACCAAGUUGGCUGGAGACGACAUGGAGAUCUCCGCCACAGAGCUGAAGACCAUUAUGAAUAAGAUUGUUUCUAAACGAACUGACAUUAAGACGGACGGCUUCAGCCUGGAGACAUGCCGGGUCAUGGUCAACCUCAUGGACGACAGUGGGAAUGGGAAACUGGGGCUGGGAGAGUUCGCCACCCUCUGGAAGAAAGUGCAGAGGUACCUGGGCAUCUACAAGAAGAAUGACACAGAUAAUUCCGGAACUAUGAGCACUCCAGAGAUGCGGGUGGCACUUAGAGAAGCAGGCUUCACCCUGAACAACACCAUCUACCAGCUGCUGGUGGCGCGCUACGCUGAGCCGGACAUGACCAUGGACUUCGACAACUUUGUAGCCUGCCUCAUGCGCCUGGAGAUGAUGUUCAGAGUUUUUAAGAGGAUUGAUGCCCAUGACACUGGCUCCAUUGAGCUGGACUUCAAUCAGUGGCUGACGUUUGCUAUGAUUUGACCCAAACACCCAUUGCACUCCAUCCUUCUGGUCCAUUCGCGUUGGCAAGAAUGCACAAGUUAAGGCACACAUGUGUGCAUGACAGUAAAAUAUAUAUUUCAGUGUGUCUAUAAAAAAAAAACAUAUUUGUUUCACCUUUUGUAUAUCUUUUAUAAUGCAUGCUUUUCAUGUGUUUACGUGUGUGUGUGUGAGUGUGUGUGCGUACUAUCUUUCAUCAUGAUGUAAUAUCCCUGGUGAGAAAAAAAAACCUGUGGUAGUUUUUUAUUUUUUUAUUUUAUUUUUAGAUGGCCGAGAGAGGAGCAAGUGGUGUUUAUAAACACUUAUAGUGAAGCCAUUAACAGCUUAAGGAAGCUGUCUUCUUCUGUCUUUGUAUUGAAAAUGUUGUUACCUAAAAUGUUUUAAGAAACACUCUAUUAAACAUGACAUAACUGUUUGUUAA